CCGACACGGCCAGGGCGGAGUUCUGGAGGCGCUGCCGGUAGUCGGGCGCCUUGCUGCUGUCCGAAUGGAGCGCGAUGUCGCGGAGGCACUGGAGUUCUUUUGAAUACCCUGACCUGGAGUUACACACUGACUUUGGUUCUUUGCGGAAAUGGGAUCCGCUCUCAGGGCCUCAUGCACGGCUGCUUUUCGAUAUGCCAAGGGCGCGGCCUGGAAGACUAGAGCACCUUUGGUGUGCCGGAUUUUCGUGGCUCUGGAGGCAGACGGAUUCCAGACAGACGGAUUACAGCGUUAGAUGUUCCAUUCGCAAUGGGCGAGAUAAAAAUCUCCCCUGAUUAUAAUUGGUUCCGGAGUACAGUUCCACUGAAAAAAAUAAUAGUGGAUGAUGAUGACAGUAAAGUGUGGUCCCUUUAUGAUGCUGGACCCAGAAACAUAAGGUGCCCAAUUAUAUUUCUUCCCCCGGUCAGUGGAACGGCAGAUGUGUUUUUCCAACAGAUUUUAGCACUAACUGGAUGGGGUUAUAGAGUUAUCUCUUUACAGUAUCCCGUUUAUUGGGACCUCCUUGAAUUUUGCGAUGGAUUCAGGAAACUUUUAGAUCACCUGCAGCUGGAUAAGGUUCACAUUUUUGGUGCUUCCUUGGGAGGAUUUUUGGCACAGAAGUUUGCAGAAUAUGCACACAAAUCACCCAGAGUUCAUUCCCUUAUCUUGUGUAAUUCAUUCAGUGACACAUCUAUCUUCAAUCAGUCUUGGACUGCCAAUAGUUUUUGGCUGAUGCCUGGAUUUAUGCUGAAAAAGAUCGUUCUUGGAAACUUUACAUCUGGUCCUGUGGAUUCAAAAAUGGCAGAUGCAAUAGAUUUCAUGGUUGAUCGGUUGGAAAGUUUAGGACAGGGUGAGUUGGCCUCUCGUCUCACUCUUAAUUGCCAGAAUUCCUACGUAGAACCUCACAAGAUUAAAGAUGUUCCUGUUACAAUAAUGGAUGUCUUUGACCAUAGUGCACUUUCUCAAGAAGCCAAAGACGACAUGUACAAAUUAUAUCCAAAUGCAAGGCGGGCACAUCUUAAAACUGGUGGUAACUUUCCUUACUUGUGUCGGAGUGCUGAAGUUAACCUUUAUAUUCAGAUCCAUCUUCGGCAGUUCCAUGGUACACGUUAUGCUGCAAUUGACCCUGCCAUGGUGAGUGCUGAGGAACUUGAGGUACAUAGAGCCAGAGUUGAUAAUAUGAACGAAGAAGAAUUGUAACAGCUGCCCUUGAAGAAAAGUACAUAAAGGCAUUCUGCUGCAAACUGAUUUUUUUAUAUACUGGAUACAAGAAGUCAGGGGUGCCUUUUUAGAGAGUUUUUCUUUAUAACACAGAUGUUGAGAGAUGUCAGUUUAUUUUUAUUUAUUACUUAAUGAAUUUAAACCCCAAAACAUAUGUCCUUAUCAGUUGUGGUUUGUUGGACAAUCUUCAACCCAAUAAGUGAUGUACACGCCAAGCCACGUAUAAGAGUGCAAGUAUCCUUUGUGUAGCCUAAAUCAAUUUUUUUUUCAGCUUUUCUUUGAAAUAGCAUUGGAUCGGUUCAGUGUUUCAUAUACUACUUGUCUGUGGUCUACAUACAUGCUAGUUCUUGAUACUAGGCUUGUAUUUUACUAAAGUAUGUGAAAUUGUUAUAUAGGGCCUUUUUUUGUACUUGAUUUGAUAUCUAAAAUGAAAUAUUUUAAAUCAUUUAUUUAAAGGUUGCCACAAUUUGUUUUGAAGUUAUUGCAAAACAAUUAAAUAUGCACAUUACUUUGAGUGCUUACUAAUUUUUGAUUUGCUACUGAUUCUGUUUACAGUUUCAAACAUAAAGCUAGGAUUUGAAAGCUUAAGUGUGUAACUUUUUAAUUAUAAGACUUUACAACAUAGACGAUUACUUUAUAAAUAAUCUUAUUUCGCUCUAAUUACUUUUACUGGGAGAAAACAAUUCAGUAAAGGUAGGAUGCUUUUUCAGAAUAUGUCAUAAUGCCAUCAUGUGUUUGCUGCAUUCUGUAAACUUCAAACACAAAAAGAUAAUGUAUAAAUAGACAAUCUUUUAAGAUUGUCAUUCAUUACUGAGCUCUCUCAAUGGUGACUUUGCAUUAAUAUAUUGUGAUAGUUAACGAAUUGCUUUUGUUUUGAUAAAUGUUCAGAGCCAAAUAUAAUUUGUUACCUGAUUAUUUCCCUCUCCACUGUUCCACUUAAGUCCAACUUCAUAAUUCCUUUUUAAGUUAAAUGAUCUUAAUGAAGCUGUACUGUUUUCUAUCCAUCAAUAAGUUCUCCAUUGCCAGCAUCCUCUUUCCUGCAUUGCUGGAUUUGGUGCUGAGUGAUAAACUAGGAUUUGUUAUUAAUCUUACAGUAAAGAUGCAGUGUCUUCAAUAUAACUGUUUAACUGAAUCCCUCACUCUGUUAAAUAGAUCUUUACUGCAUCUUUUCUCAGCCCUUCACAAUCUUGCUAAAGUACAUGACAAAAAUUAUUUGCAACAACACAAUGGUUUAACCUGUAUUUUAUUGAGGACAUAGUACAGCACAAGAACAGGCCCUUAGGCCCAAAAUAUCUGCGCUGCCCCUGAUGCCAAAAUAAACUAAAUCAAUGUACCUGCCAUGGUUGAUAUUCCUCCCAGUUACUGAAAUUGAGGUGACUGUCUAAAUACCUCUUAAGCACUGUUGUGUCUGCAUCCACCACCAUCCUUGUCAGAGUGUUCCAGGAACCAAGGUUAAUCCUUUUAUAUCAUGGGCAUCAAGCUUGCUAAUGGAGACUGAUGAAUCUUUUACCUUGUACUCCCUAUGAAUGUUUUGUUAAACAGACUGGUAUGCUGUUAUUUCUGUGGUGGCAGAUGCAGUGCCAGGGAAACCAGGUGAUUCAAACAUCAGACUGAAUUUAUGACCCAACAGACAGAUCAAAAUUAUUUUUAUAACUUUUCCAUCAGUUUCUGAAAAUCAUUGUUAUCAACAUUGGUACCAUUCCUUUUAUCAACAUUCUCUCUAGCAGUCUGAGACAUUUGGAAUUCAGUCAAGUCUUUGUUCACAUUGUAGCUACCAUGGUAGCCAAAAUGAGGUAGUUUAAAUGAUAAUCAAGUAAACUGAACUUUGAAGCCAAAGUAAGUGUUAAUAUUCUGGAUUGCUUGCUCUGUAGCCUGGCUCUGUGAUGGUUGGAACUUUUGAUCAAGUAUUAACUUGUAAAGAUAGGCUUUGUUGUAAAUUAUGACUGUAAUUUUAUGAAAUGACGAUGAGAAAUGAGAUUUACUACUAUGCUGAAUAGAUUAAUUCCAAGGAAAUAAUAUUGAAGUGUUUAUAUUCCAGAUUUUCAUCUUAAUGUAUUAAGGGAUUAAUAGGAAUUUUUUUUGUCUUCUAGUUUCCUGAGGAAACUCUUUAAUUUGUACAUUUAGAACUACUUUCAGCAAUUUGCAGUUUAUUGUACAUCAGGAAUAUGUGCAAUAAAAUUAGAAACCUCUGCUUUGUUUUUAUUCUGUAAACUCAAGCCAGAAAGAGCAGUAACAGUGCUCUCUUAAUAUAAAUCCAACAGUAUUCUGAAUAAAAUACAUUAUUUGUUUUAGCUUUCCAAAUAUAGUCUUGAUUUUUUUUGACUGAUCACAAAAGAUCAGUCCACAAAAGGACUGAUCAACAAAAGGAAGGGAAAGGUGGGAUUGCCAUCUUUUUGCUUUAACCUAUGAAAUUCUUACAAUCUAAGAUCCCAGCAAACAUAGCUGACCCACCCUCAGUGCUGUUUACUUUGCCCUACUUUCUACAUGGAUUAAAGACCGUCUUUGUAAUACAAUUCUGUGAGGAAGCCAUGGCUUCAGACGAUCUCCUGGGAGAAAGUGUGUCUGUAUUUGAUGUUCAUAUAUUGUACUUCCUACAAAACAAUUAAAUGAAACAAAGAAUUAUAUAUUAACUGCACUAGCACUUGAAGGCUUUUGUAUUAAACCAAUUUUAAACAUCUGAAUUCUUGCACUCUGGUAAACAGUACAUUUGUGUUCAUAAUGUUUUUUACAUGUAUAAACUAAAUGGGACAUUUUGAAAGGGGUGCAGGAAAGACCUGAGAGGCUUAGUUAACACUAAUGCAUCUGAUUAAAAAACAAUUGGUGCUUGAAAUAAAGAUGGAAAUUUAGGUGCAAAAUCAAGACAACAGUAAAAAUAUGAACUGGAUGAAUUUUAUGCUUGUACAUUCCAGAGUUGUUUUUGCUUACUGUCUUUCUAAUUUACUAAAUACCAUAUACUGCUUUCUGUACUCUGGAUCUUACAA
This is a messenger RNA of Hypanus sabinus (Atlantic stingray), 4238 nucleotides long. RefSeq names its product SPG21 abhydrolase domain containing, maspardin (gene spg21). Gene Ontology annotation, cellular component: cytosol; trans-Golgi network transport vesicle. NCBI's taxonomy places the organism in Eukaryota, Metazoa, Chordata, Chondrichthyes, Myliobatiformes, Dasyatidae. The coding region runs from base 307 to 1236 and encodes 309 amino acids. Gene Ontology annotation, molecular function: CD4 receptor binding. The record is from RefSeq and is a predicted model, not a curated record. The transcript is spliced from 10 exons.